Molecule: messenger RNA, 1195 nt
Organism: Phycodurus eques (leafy seadragon)
Lineage: Eukaryota; Metazoa; Chordata; Actinopteri; Syngnathiformes; Syngnathidae
Gene: mrpl3
Product: mitochondrial ribosomal protein L3
Exons: 10
Coding region: 120-1142 (340 amino acids)
Biological process (GO): translation
Cellular component (GO): mitochondrial large ribosomal subunit; ribosome
Molecular function (GO): structural constituent of ribosome
Source: RefSeq, a predicted model, not a curated record
AUAAGCUGGGUGACAUUUGGAACAGAGCAUCAUUGGAGACGUGAACGCAAGUCAAUGUUAAAUCCUGAAAGUUGUUUUUUUUUUUUAAUAUAUGUUUAUCUAGCAAGGAACAUAACGAAAUGGCGGCGUGGGGUCGUCGACUUCUUCAGCAGGGAACUCGUCUGAUUUCUCUGCGAGCAGCAACUGAAAGUUCCAUUCAGUCUGUAACUUGUGUCCGGACCAUGAAGACGACAACAUGGUUUGAUGAGCACCUCACAGAAGAGAACCAACAAUACUUACGGAGAGAAGCAGCCGAGGAAUACAGACAACAGACCGCGGACAAGCUCAACCCGCUAAAAGACGAACCAUGGCAGCGACAUGAGUGGAUAGACGGCAGUCGAAGAGUUGGGCUGGUAGCUGUGAAGUUGGGGAUGGCUCCUCUGUGGACAAAAACUGGAGAAAGACAUACCGUCACUAUGUUGCAGGUUCAGGACUGCCAUGUGAUACAGCACUUGUCUAAAGAAGAAUUUGACGGACGCACCGCUGCUCUUAUUGUAGGAGGAAAAAACGUCUCGCCAUUCCACAGAUCUGAAAAGCGAAUGGAGAUGUUCAUGAAUGCAGGAGUGCCUCCAAAACAGAAACUCGCCACUUUUAAAGUCUCAGACAACGCUAUCAUUAAACCUGGCACUCCUUUGUAUGCUGCACAUUUCCGCCCAGGCCAAUAUGUGGACGUCACGGCCAAAUCUAUUGGUAAAGGCUUUCAGGGCGUGAUGAAGCGUUGGGGUUUCAAAGGUCAGCCAGCCAGCCACGGACAAACCAAAACACAUCGCCGACCUGGGGCUUCCGGACCUGGAGGAGAUCCAGCCAAAGUUUUUAAAGGAAAGAAGAUGCCGGGAAGAAUGGGAAACAUCUAUGUCACAGCUUAUGGACUGAAGAUAUGGAGAGUCAAUACCAAGCACAAUGUGCUGUAUGUUAACGGCUCUGUCCCUGGCCACAGGAACUGCUUACUGAAGGUGCGGGAUAGCAAUCUGCCGAACAGGUUGCCCACACUGCGCAGCCCUCCUUUCCCCACCUUCUUCACGGAGGAGGAAGGCGACCUUGAUGAAGACCUCUACGACGAGGACAUGUUCAUUCACACAGAGGCGUCAUUGUCGCUCACCUGACUACGCACACUCUUAUACCAUCUAAUGUUAUUGUGAACUUCCAAUAAAGUGUA